CACUCAUGUCCUUGGGGUUCAGAUAGCACUUGAAACAGAAUUGACUAUGGACCCUGGUUUGAAUUCACUCGCCAACCGAUUCCCUUCCAUUCCGGACGGUUCGUUUCUUCCUCCCUCCGCUUCGCCGCUUCCCACUUCCCACCCACACCACGCCGCCGCCCACCAUGGCGACCCCAUCGCACGUCGUCCCGCUCCGCGCGCUGCUCAUCGGACUUCCCCUCCUCUCCCUCCUCAUCGUAUUCCAGCUCCUCCACCGCCCGGCGCCACUGCCCACGCCGCUCCGGACCCACGCCCACGCGCAGCCCUCCUCGGCGGCCGCCGCGGAGGCCGAGGAGGCGCUGGUGAAUUCCCCUUCGUCCCUAUCCUCCUCGUCCUCAACCACGCCGGCCCGGGAGUCACAGCUCCGAUCGGAGCCGACAUCCCUGCGCCACGUGGUGUUCGGCAUCGCCUCCUCCAGCCGCACGCUGCCGCUCCGGCUCCCGCUCCUCCGCCUCUGGCUGCGCGCCCCCGCACGCGCCUUCCUCUUCCUCGACGCGCCCGCGCCCGCGCCCGUCGUCGCGGGGGGCCUCCCGCGCGGCCUCGCGCUCCGCGUCUCCGCCGACGCGUCCCGCUUCCCCUACACGCACCCGCGGGGCCUCCCCUCGGCCGUCCGCGUCGCGCGCAUCGCCGGGGAGCUCGUCGCCGCGCUCCGCCAGGAGGAGGAGGAGGGCCGCCGCGCGCCACCGCGGUGGCUCGUGCUCGCCGACGACGACACCGCCUUCGUGCUCCCGAACCUGCUCCGCGCCCUCCGUGGGUACGACCACCGCGAGCCGUGGUACCUCGGCGCGCGCUCCGAGUCCGCGGCGCAGAACGCCUGGCACGGCUUCGCCAUGGCCUACGGCGGCGCCGGCAUCGCCGUCAGCUGGCCGCUCGCGCGCCGCCUCGCCCGCGCGCUCGACUCCUGCGUCCUCAGGUACCCGCACCUCUACGGCAGCGACGCCAGGAUCUACGCCUGCCUCGCCGAGCUCGGCGUUGAGCUCACCCACGAGCCAGGAUUCCACCAGAUCGACCUUCAUGGGGACAUUUCUGGCCUGCUAAGAGCACAUCCACUUUCUCCUUUAGUUUCACUGCACCAUCUUGAUCAUGUGUAUCCUCUUUACCCUGGAAUGGACCGGACAAGAGCAAUGAAACAUUUCUUCCGAGCUGCUAAUGCUGAUCCAGCCAGGAUCCUGCAACAAACAGUGUGCUAUGACCGUAAAAGAUCGCUUACAGUAUCAAUCGCAUGGGGCUACUCAGUUCAGGUGUUCAAAGGCAACGUUCUGCUUCCUGACCUCCUUGCUGUACAGAAAACAUUUGUGCCAUGGAAAAGGGGCCGCAAUGUUACAGAUGUCUAUAUGUUUAACACCAAACAUGUUCCCAGAGAUGAGUGCAAGAGAGGAGCUCUGUUCUUCCUGAAAAGCAUUUCUUCGGGGGAAGGCAAGACAGAAACCACUUACAAUAGGCAGCCACCAAGAAAAUGCUCGCAUGACUUGAUGCCAUUGAGGAAUCUAAGUAUGAUAAAAGUGACAGCAGAACAACUGCGACUGGUUCCUGGGAAGGCCUUAAGACGACAUUGUUGUGACAUCUUACCUUCUCCAUCUGAUACCACCAUGGAUAUUAACAUCAGAAAAUGCAAAGAUGAUGAGUUGAUCGCUAUGCAUUCAUAGUCAUUCUUCAGCCAAAUUGGAUGCUCAUCUACUGUAGUUAUCAUCCACCCCAACUUGUGUCCUGACACCGAGGAAUGCUUUGUGAAGAAUCGUCAUGGAUAAACACUAGACCCAUAGCAUAGAGACAGACAGAAACAGCGAAGAAAUACAGAUAGAUACCGUCUUUUUUUUUUUGAAAAACCCAUAGAUACACAGUCUAGACAGAGGUACGAUCAAUUAACAUCUUUAUUCUUUCAAAUAGCAGAGUGGGGCAUCAUCAUUUGAUCGUUCCAUAGUCUGACUUGUAACAUUAAAUAGUCAUAUUUUUUGCCAGACAACGCUGCAACUAAUACAGCUUAUGCAAAUCACUUUUUUUU
This is a messenger RNA of Panicum hallii, 2041 nucleotides long. RefSeq lists its product as uncharacterized. Gene Ontology annotation, molecular function: acetylglucosaminyltransferase activity. The record is from RefSeq and is a predicted model, not a curated record. NCBI's taxonomy places the organism in Eukaryota, Viridiplantae, Streptophyta, Magnoliopsida, Poales, Poaceae. The transcript is spliced from 4 exons. The coding region runs from base 165 to 1685 and encodes 506 amino acids.